This is a messenger RNA of Adineta steineri, 1647 nucleotides long. The record is from the annotation of a GenBank genome assembly. NCBI's taxonomy places the organism in Eukaryota, Metazoa, Rotifera, Eurotatoria, Adinetida, Adinetidae.
AUGGAAGGACGAAAGAAAUUCUACAUUGCUUUUAGUGUCGAAGCUGCUGUAGCUAUGGUAACGAUUUUUAGUCUCAUGUCAAUUUAUAAGGUUGAUUCAUCAACACCCACUGUUAUUGAAGAAAAACGUGUACACAAUCUUUUUGUUCAGAAUAAACUUUCAUUGGUAACAGUUAGUCUUGCAAAGGUUGAUGAAUUUUCAUUCAAUGAUGGGAAAAAAGGUGUUAAAAUGAUGAUGUCACACCCAAUAGUCGACACAAAUAAUUAUGCUGUCUUGAUCAAUGGACAAUCAAUAAUAAAUACGUCUUCUACAAAAGAUUCUAUAAUAGUGAAUGGAACAUUCAAUACUUCCACAUUUUUCAGUUUAUUUGCUUUGGACACAUAUGGUUUACCCAUUUUCACGUCAUUUCAUUUUUAUUUUGGAUUGAUUACGGUACCAGUUCACAUUAUGUUCACUAAUAAAACUGCUGCUGUUGGUGUCAUGGUAAAUCUGAAUUUGGCGGAUAAUCCUCGUGUUGGACAAACUGGCAUAACGGAUGAUCAUGGUAUGAUCACCUUCAAAAAUGUACCACAGAUGACCGUCUCUAUUUUUGCUUCUACAAAAGAUAAUCAAAUUGCUUUCGGUAGUAUCAUACCCUCGACCUUCCAAAUAAAUCUUACUUUAAUUCCAUUCCAUAAUGACAAACACACCAACGAAUUGGAAAACCUGCAACAUCUCGCAGUGACAACUUCAGGACAGACUAUCUCGAGAACAUUUAUGACCAAGCCAAAUGCAAAUAAAGCCUUUGUAGAAUAUCAGUUUGUUACUUCAAAAAUAUCAGAAGAUUUUUCUGAUUCCGACUAUAACGAUUAUUUUAGUGUAACAUUACGCUCAGACAAAGGUCAAUACAUAACUAAUAUAGAUAGUGUGAAGAGACUGCUGGGUCUUAACACUUUCGACUCGGCCACUAAUGCAACAAGUUGGAAUAAUCUGACAUUAAAAAUAGACGCUGCUUCAGAACGAAUCCGCUUCGAUGUGGGUAAAGUCAAUGUUGGUAAUGGACGUUAUUCGUCUUCAAUCAAUAUUCGUGCUUACGGAUCGGAUCAAUGUAUUGAUUGUGACAAAAAUUGUGUAAAAUGUACAUCAGAUCCUAUGUGCCGCAAUACAUGCAUGAAUCCACCGAUGCAAAGUUGUACAUUCUAUUCAGAUUGUAUGGAAGCGAAAGUGGCAUGUGGUCCAAGUGGAUACGCAUUAGGUUACGGUAUGAAAUAUUGUAUGAAAUUUUCCAAUACCUUACAAUCAUUUAGUCCACGAGGUCAAAGAUGGAUAUGGGAUACGAUGAACUGUUUGCAAAAGACUCUGGUAUCACCAUUGAAAAAUUGUGAAAACAAUUGUUCGAUAUUACGAAAAACUGCGUUCGAUUCUCAUCCUGGUUGUUACGUAAAGAGUGGCGUUUGUGAACUACCUGCAUUCGAUUGGAUCACUAUUGCUUCUAUUGUCGGUAAAGAUAUAUUUAGCUCCGACGGCUUUAUUCAAGCAUUGAAAACAGUACCACAGUGUAUUCCUGAUAUUCUAGAACGAAUUUCCUUACUUUUAGUGGAAGAAACAUUGCCAUAUCCAGAGAGAAUUGCUCUAAUGGUUUUGGAAGCUUGGUUGCGAUCACUCUAA